Gavia stellata (red-throated loon) is the source of this 3162-nucleotide messenger RNA. RefSeq names its product eukaryotic translation initiation factor 2 alpha kinase 2 (gene EIF2AK2). The record is from RefSeq and is a predicted model, not a curated record. Bases 93 to 1772 code for a protein of 559 amino acids. Gene Ontology annotation, molecular function: protein kinase activity; ATP binding. NCBI's taxonomy places the organism in Eukaryota, Metazoa, Chordata, Aves, Gaviiformes, Gaviidae. Gene Ontology annotation, biological process: protein phosphorylation. The transcript has 15 exons.
UGCCAGCAUUAGGGGCUGUCUCUACACGAUGGCUGGAGGCACAGGAUAGCUUUGAAUGUUGCUUUGCAGAACCUUCUUGAGAUUGUGUCAAAAUGGAACGUGAGUGUAUGGAGAAGGUCAACAAUUACUGUCAAAAGCAGAAGCUUACACUGGUUUAUGCGGACGUCAGGAAGACCGGCCCAUCUCAUGAUCCUGAGUUCACAGUUGUGGUUAAAAUAAAUGAUGUAGAAUAUGGUACAGGCACUGGUAAAAAUAAGAAGGAAGCGAAAGCAGUAGCAGCAAAAAAAACCUGGGAAAUGAUUCAGAAACAGCCAGAGAGUCCUUCAAAUAUGCAAGCUGCAGAAUUAAUGACAAGUCCAGUGACCUUAUUACCUGCACAAGCCAACGACUAUGUCAGCCUACUAAAUACGUAUUCACAAAGGACGUUGCAAAUAGUCGAUUAUCCUAACAAAAAACGUGCUGGAGAUGCCCAUGCUCCCAUGUUUUCUUGUAGCUGUACAAUUGGUGGUUUUGUGUAUGGAAUUGGCACUGGAACUUCUCUAGCUGCUGCAAAACAAGCUGCUGCAAAACAAGCAUUUGAGAAGCUAAAUCAGCAAGAUGCUCUAAUAACAGGAAGUGAAAAACCUAAUGGCAGUUCUACAUUUAGCAAAGAUAGUGAUUCCAAUCAAGUGACAACCAAGUCUGAUAACAGCAGUAUUUGCUUUGAAAACUCAGCUGCAAAGUUGGUAGAAAAAAUGGAUGACAUGGCAAUGUAUGAAAAGCCUUCACCCUCUCAGAGAGCUGCACAAAGUUCUGCCCUGAAAUUCAAAAGAAAAUUGGCAGCUAAUUUUGAUAAUGCAAGAAACGAGGAAGAGAAAAAAAAGAUGUCAGAUUCAGAUGAAAGUUUGCCAGAUUUGGACACAAAUAUCAGUGAGGAGAAUGAAACUCCAUACACUGUGAAUAAAAGAUUUCUUGAGAGUUUUAAAAAUAUAGAGCCUAUUGGUGAAGGUGGUUUUGGGAACGUUUUCAAAGCAACAGCAAAGCUUGAUGAGAGAACCUAUGCAGUCAAACGAGUUCAAUUCACAAAGAAUGUAAAGCGUGAAGUAAAAGAACUUGCAAGACUUGACCAUGAACACAUAGUGCGGUAUUAUUGUAGCUGGAAAGGGUGCGAUCAUGUAACUUAUCCAGACUCAAGGCAGAAGUCAGACAAAGGAAUUCUCUGUCUUUUCAUCCAAAUGGAAUUAUGUGAACAAGGGCCACUGGAAAACUGGAUUGAAAAGAACAGACGAGACCGAAAGUAUCAUGAGAUGGCACAAAACAAAUUUUUACAAAUACUGAAAGGAGUGGAAUAUAUUCAUUCUAAAGGAUUAAUUCAUCGAGACCUCAAGCCUCAGAAUAUAUUCAUAUCACAUGAAGAUAAAAUAAAAAUAGGUGACUUUGGUCUUGUGACUUCUGUGGCGUAUGGCACUCUGACUGAGAACAGAGGAACAAAAUCAUAUAUGGCACCAGAACAGUGCGGGGACAGCUAUGGAAUGGAAGUAGAUAUUUAUGCACUGGGAUUAAUUUGGUUUGAAAUUCUUUCAGCAUCCAGUUGUCAUGAGAAAAUGAAGGUAUGGCAUGACGUUAGAGAAGGUAAACUUCCAGAGGGUUUCACCAAUCAAUUUCUAACAACGGCAUCUAUAAUCAAAAAGAUGCUUUCAAAAGACUCUUCAGGAAGAUACUCUGCAUCUGAAAUACUCGAGUUUCUUAAGUCUGUUGAUAAAGACAAUUCACUUAAAACUCAUACUCAGUAAAUGCCCUUUUAAAAGGCUUUCAGACUGUGUUUAAAUCCAGAUUCUGAUGUCUGUUGAAACUGAUGAAAUAACAGCAAAUGCCAGAAGCAACAACAAGACUUAGGAUAUGUCUUCUCCCUGGUGUUUCACCUUCCUGUCAUUGAGGAGCUCAUCAGCCAAAAGGGUCACAUCCCCAUUCAUGCCCAUCAGCUGCAAACUAGGACAGCAUGCUUCUGCAAGCAAUCACUUGCAAUUUUUUUCACCUGGAAACACAGGUUGUGGAUGAGCUGAACUAUAUUGUACAAUUAAGUACAGGAACCUAGUCCUUGUCUCCUAGAAGAUUAAAUUGAUAUGGUGCUAACUGGCCUGUGGCAAAUCCCUGUAUGCAUGCUCUUAACAUGUGCUGCAUCCAGCUGCUAUCUAUUGCUUUCCAUGGAAGAAGUGCUGUCUUGUGGUAUGUGACUCAAACCUUUCUGAUUUGUUCAGUGAUGUUUUUAAUGAUUACUAGAACGCUCCCAUUAAUACCAAGACUAAUUUUGGUAGAAAAGAUACUAGGAAUAGGUGUGGGUUAUUCUUCACUGAAUUUCAGUUCUUUAAGGUGAACGUUCUUAUCUCUGCAAACUUGUUGAACACCUGCCACCUUCAGUGCUCUAGAAUUUAAAAAUACAUACUUUUGAAGUAAACAUUCCUUGAGAAGUUAAAUGUUAUGCAUUCAGGAAAUUUCUAGGAAAUCUAGUUUAGAUUUGUUCUAAACUUUUGAAAACCUUAGAUUUUGAGGGUGUGGCAUUUUUUUCCCGGAAAGGAACACUUAAGGUGCUCUUAAUAUCGCAAAAGUCUCCAGUUUCCUCAACAGUAACCAUUUGAAAUCCUGUGCUGACAGAGCACCUUAAACAUUCUCUCCCAUUCUGCUAGGUUUUAAUUCCUUAUUGUAAUACUGAGGUAUGCCCUAACCCUUAACAACCCUUACUGAGUGCAUCUGAUGGUCUUACUGUCAGCCCAAAAAAGGUUAACAGCAGUUUGCCUGUCACUCUUUAGUUGUACACUUCAAAGAGUUUAGACUUGCCUGGACUGGAAGAAUUGUGUGUGUGGUGGUGGGGAGCAGGGAGAAAAGACAGGCAAAUUAGUCCUUCAGAUGCUUGUCUUUGAGGUGUAUCUUGUCAAACUAUUCAUUGCUGUGGAGUCCAUGUAACUCCAUAGAGGUAAAUGAGCAGAGAUUACUAUAUGUGGUACCUAUUUUUCUGCUUAGAGAAGUACUGUAUGCUUUUUCUGAAAUGUUAAAUGGGUUAAAAGUGGGUGCUUAGUUAAAAGGAAUAUAAACAAAUGCAUAGUAAUUUUUACAUUCUUAUGGUAAUUACUGCUGAUCUGCUGCAAGUACUUGUUGCUAAAUAAAGAGUCUGAUUUUACAACCUUU